GAAGACAAGCGGAAAAGGAAGAAGAAGAAGAAGGUUUCACGCGUAUUCUUUGUAAACUAGUGAAUAAAGUCCCCUUCAGAGCGGCAGUUGGUCCGCGGCAGGGUGGCGCUCUGAGCUCCCUGCCCGUCCUUCAGGAGGGCGGUGAGCCGGGACUCGUCCUCCAGUCCUUGUCCUCGGAUGUCUAUCGGAACCUGGCUCUCGAGGACUGGAUCCACCAGAACGUGGACCUGCAGAACCGGAACCUGCUGAUGCUGUGGAGGAACGGGCCGGCGGUGGUGAUCGGCCGACACCAGAACCCGUGGCAGGAGUGUGACCUGCGGCUCAUGAGGAGCAGAGGAGUCCCGCUGGCACGGAGGCGCAGCGGAGGAGGGACGGUGUUCCACGACCAGGGCAACGUCAACCUGACUUUUUUCACCUCCAAGAAAAACUAUGACCGACAGCGAAACCUGCGAGUUGUGACCACGGCUCUCCAGAGUCUGAGACCGGAGCUGGACAUCAGGGCCACCGACAGACUGGACAUUUUACUCAAUGGGAGAUACAAGAUCUCAGGUACAGCUGCUAAGCUGGGGAGGACGGCCUCCUAUCACCACUGCACCCUGCUGUGUUCCGCUGACCGCGCCUUGCUGUCCGCACUGCUCAAACCCUCCUGUCCAGACAUUCAGAGCAACGCCACGGCCAGCAUCCCCUCUCCUGUCACCAACCUGCUGGAUGAGGACCCCACCCUUGACCCUGACAUCAUCCUCAAUGCUGUGGUCCGACAGUACAGCACAGAGUUUGGCUGCAGUGGUCUGGUGAGACCCAUUGACCCGAGUGACGAGGUGAUGUUUCCAGGUAUCGACAAGAUGGAGGAGGAGCUUCGGUCCUGGGAGUGGAGGUUCGGCAGAACGCCCCGGUUCAGCAUCCACACCUCACUGGAGCUGAGGGACGACACGCCGCCGUCCUGUGUCACCGCAGCCCUCAGCAUGGAGGUGAAGAACGGCGUGAUUGAGCGCUGUGAGGUCCAGGUCCCCUCACACUGGCUCCCGGAGGAGCUGUGUGAGGAGUUUGGAUCUCUGCUGGUCGGGUCAAGGUUCUGCCCCGCCAACACAGCCGCAGUCGCUGCCACGAUGCUGAGAUCUGUGUGUGAAGGGAAGGAAGUGGAGAGAAGGCUUCAUCAGCUCUGUCAGAGUGUAAUUUCUGUGAUGGGCUGACACUCUGAGACCUAAAUGCUCCAUUCAGACUCAUAUCUGAUGUCAAUGUGAACAGUAUCCAUCCUGAAAUGACUUGCAUGUACAAACCAACAACAAAAAACUGCUUGUGAGUGCACUCAGAAAUCUCAGCAGCAUAUUUGUCUGUGUUUUUAUGGGUUUUUUAGGUUUUCUGCUGGGAAUAAAACAUUCAAUCACCAUCCGGUUUUCACCCUGGCCUCUGGUCAUCAUUGCUGGAGGUGUGUGGGAAGCUGUCACCAUUUAUGAUGAAAAGGAACCAGAUGGAGUACUAGAAGUCUUUCUUAAAAAGUUUCAACCAGUCAUGGACAAGCAUGCACCAUGGGUUGACAAGGAGUUAAAGGACCACAUGUCUCUGAGGGAUAAGGCAAAGGAAAUGGAACAGAAAAGUGGUAGUAUAAUUGACAGACAGAAAUACUGUAGAUUAAGGAAUUAUGUUACAAAGCUCAACCAAAAGAAAAAAAAAACAAUAUUAUGCUCUACAGUUAAGCAGAACAAGGAAUGGUGGGAAAAGGCUUUGGAGUACACUGAACAGUAUAAUGGGACAAAACUCAUCUUUACAAGCCACCUGUAUUGAUUGCUGAGGUACCUUUAUUACUAAAACCCAAAGAAAUUGCAAAUUAUUUGAAUGACCAUUUUAAAAGCAAGGUAUAUGAAUUAAGGAAAGACUUAUCCCAUGGGACAGAUAAUAAUUUAUCCAUUUAUAACAUAAAAAAAUAUAUGAGCGAUAAACCAUGUCAUUUUGAGUUCAAUGAACUAAAUACAGAAACGGCUGAAAAAUUAAUUAAGUUAACAUGUAAUGACAAACAACCAGGAAUUGAUAAUACAGAUGAUAAACUGAUUCGAAUAGCUGUUAAUUACAUUGCACACCCUAUCUGUCACAUAAUGAAUACCAGCCUGAAACAAUCGAUCUUUCCACAGGCUUGGAAGGAAGCAAAAGUCAUACCAUUGCCCAAAGAUAAGAAAACAUCAUUUAGUGGCCUAACAGCCGCCCCAUAAGCUUGCUAUCAGCUAUAAGUAAGAUCUUUGAGAAGGCAAUUUUUGAUCAAAUACAAGAAUAUUUCUCAGCAAAUAAUCUGAUAACAGAUUUUCAGCAUGCCUAUAGAAAGGGACAUUCUACAUGUACAGCUCUAGCCCAAAUGACAGAUGACUGGUACAAAGAUUUGGACAGCAAAAUGAUCUGUGGUGCAGUCCUAUUAGAUUUUACAGCAGCAUUUGAUGUAAUUGACCACAAGCUCGUUCUUGAAAAGCUGGAGUCUUGUGGUUUCAGACCAUCUGCAAUGGCCUGGAUGGAAAGUUAUUUGAUGCAUAGAUCACAGAGAGUCUUCUUUAAUGGAGAUUACUCAGAUAGUGUAUCUAUAGAGUGUGGAAUUCCUCAAGGAAGCUGCCUAGGUCCACUUAUGUACCCCAUUUUUACAAAUGAUUUACCCCUCGUACUAAAAGAUGCUAAAUGAACGAUAUAUGCAGAUGACACUGCAGUGUAUGCAUCAGCAACAACACCUGCUGAGUUAAAUGCCAUCUUGAAUAGGGAGCUAGAUAUAAUCUGGAAAUGGGUCUUUGAAAACAAAGUCACACUUAAUGCAACUAAAACGAAAAGCAUUAUAUCUGGUUCAGAUCAUUCUCUUAGGAAAGAGCCAGAGCUAAAACUCUUUAUAAAUAAAACACCAAUCCAACAAGUAAAGGGAACUAAGCUCCUAGGCAUCAUUCUUGACAAUAAGCUGUCCUGGUCAAAACACACUGACGUUGUAAACGGAAUGGGUAAGGCAUUGGCAGUGGUAAGGCGAUGCAGACAAUACCUUACACCAGAAUUGACUAAAAUGGUAAUAACCACUAUUGUUCUCUCACAGCUCGACUAUUGCCAAAUAAUAUGGGCGAAUGCCAUGAAAAAAGAUUUAAGCAAACUCCAGUUGCUACAGAACAAGGCGGCGCGCCUUGUUCUCCAAUGUCCAUACAAUACGAACAUCAACAGCAUGCACUUCUGUCUACAAUGGUUAAAAGUUGAGGACAGAAGGAAUGCUGCACUUCUAUCACUAUUUAAACAGCAAAUAAAGAAACACCUUGGAAUGUUAUAUUUGUAGGAUGCAAAAUACAUGCUCAUACGUACACACACACACACACACACGCCACAUACAGGACAGGGUGAGGUGUGAUUCCAACUGAAUUGUAUAGCCUGGAUGGUUUCAACAGUUUGUACAUGGGAAUGAUUUAUGUGUGUGUCUCUUUGCUGUUGGAUGAUGACUUGCAUAUGUGUACUGUAAAGUUUAAUGUAGGUUUUGCUAUUUUUGUUUGUUUUGUUUCUCUGUCUUGUUUUGAAUGUAUUGUUUUUAUGUGGACCCCAGAAAGACUAGCGGUGCUUUAGGGCACAGCUAAUGGGGAUCCUGAUUAAUAAAAUAAACUAAACUGUCAUGC
Messenger RNA from Lampris incognitus (smalleye Pacific opah), 3614 nucleotides. RefSeq names its product lipoyltransferase 1 (gene lipt1). The transcript is spliced from 5 exons. Lineage: Eukaryota; Metazoa; Chordata; Actinopteri; Lampriformes; Lampridae. The coding region runs from base 249 to 1190 and encodes 313 amino acids. The record is from RefSeq and is a predicted model, not a curated record. Gene Ontology annotation, molecular function: lipoyltransferase activity. Gene Ontology annotation, biological process: protein lipoylation. Gene Ontology annotation, cellular component: mitochondrion; cytoplasm.